GUGCCUCGCGCCAGUCCCAACGCCAAACGCCAACACGAACCAGGACAAACGCCAAGUUGCCAACACCACUGCUAGUGGCCAGCAUGCGACAUGGGACAUGGGACGGACGGCAGACCCAGGCGGCGCCGUAAAGUCAUCUUGGUGUUGGCCCCCGUUGCGAUUGCUUUCCAUUUCACCUUUACCCGUCCCGUCCGUCGCUUUGCCUGCCCUCUUUCAUCCCACCACCUACUUACCACCCACCACCUGCUUGCCGCCGCCGUCCUUUUUCUCCAAAGAAGGAUCCUUCUAUCCUUCCUUUGCCUCUCGUUUCUUUUGCUCGUCGCCGGCAGCCCUGACUCGACUCGAUCACGAAAACCUUCUUCACUCGCUCUCUCUCUCUUCCACAUUCGUUCAAUUGGCAACAGCAACUGCGUGAGCGUCUCGUCAUUAUCCAGCACCUACGAAGCACGACACGACAAUUCUUCUCAAGUUUUGAGUUUAGAGUUUUAAGUUUCGAGUCUCUCGCCCCGGUCGCAAUUCCGGGUCAGUCACGAGAACGACCGGCGACUCCCCCCCCCGCCGUGUUUCCAUUCGACUCGACUCGAUCCGAUCCGAUCCGACCGAACGACCCCCUCCGCCAGCUCCCGCCCCGAACCGGGUCUCACCCACCUCAACCCGGCCCAUCAUGCUCUCCACAUUCCUCCUGGCCCUCGUGCCCCUCGUCGCCGCGACGUCGUCAUCGAAACGCGGCCUUGUCUUCACCCCCAAUUCCAAUUGGCCCCAGGACAACCAGAUCUGGGUCCAGCCGGGCUCCGACCUGACGUGGUACUACAACUAUCAGGAGAUUCCCAGCCCGGCCUAUGCCUCCAAAUCUCAGGAGGAGUUCGAGUUCGUGCCCAUGAUGUGGGGUGUCACGUCCAAUCCCGAUGACACGACAUUCCUCAAGAGCGUCAAGAGCCUGAUCAAGGACAAAGGCAUCAACAUCACCCACGCCCUCGCCUUCAACGAGCCCGACGGUCCUACCCAGUACGGCGGCAGCGACAUAGCCCCCGCCAUCGCCGCCAAAGCCUGGGUCGCCAACUUCAUCCCUCUGCAGGAGCUCGGCGUCAAGGUCGGCCUGCCUGCCUGCACCGGCGCCCCCGCCGGGCUGCCGUGGCUGAAGCAGUUCCUCGGUAACUGCUCCGACAUCAUCAGCGACGGUGGGGAGAAGAAGAACUGCACCUACGACUUUCUUCCCGUGCAUUGGUACGACAACUUCGGGGGUCUGGCCAGCCACAUUGGCGAGCGUGUUGCCAAUUUCCCCGACACCAAGAUCUGGGUCACCGAAUAUGCUUAUGCCCACCAGGAGCUCGCCGCUACUCAGGAGUUCUACAACAUGAGCGCCGACUACUUUGACCGCAUCGACUACAUCGAGCGGUACACCUACUUUGGUGCCUUCCGCUCCAAGACUAGUAACGUCGGCCCCAAUGUCCCCUUCCUCAACAACGACGGCAAGGUCACCGACAUCGGCGCGUGGUACAUGGGAAUGGCCUCGACCGGCGUCAAUCCCCAGUCUGGCGACAAGAGUGCCGCUCUUCGAGGGACGGCCCCGGUGCUCGGCGCCUUCGUGGCGGCCCUCGCUGGUGUUGCAUUUACACUCACUUCAUGAUUUUGGAGUUGGGCACCAUCUUUAUAAUGAGCAUUUGGGUAAAUUGACUUUUUGAUGACGACACAAAACGGGAAACAGUACCGGCACCAGUCAAACAUACACUAUAUAGACGGACAUAGGGACGGGGCUCCCAGCAUCAAUUCAUAUACUAGUAAUGUCUUUCUCCUUGUUGGAUAGAAUGCGGAAAACGGGACAGAAAUGGGCGACGGGGCGUUUGUAGUCUAGGGUUGGGGUCCGGCCCAUGAGGAGACGUCUCAGGCGCCCCUAGAUAUGAAUAUGAACGACCGCAUCUGAACGUACCUAUCCGUGCCGCUGCCCAAGUUUUGUCUUUAUGGCCGGUCUUCGCGCUGGAUCUUCGCAGGCUGGUUUUGUCCUCGGUCCAAAGUCGGCAUGUUGGCCAAGGGCAGUGGUUUUUUUGACUUUGGGGCAGUACAGUACACGAAGUCAGGGUCGCAAACUCUGAGCCAACUCAUGUGCCAUCCGAUCGAAUCUGUGUUGUUGGUCAGCAAGUC
Messenger RNA from Colletotrichum destructivum, 2139 nucleotides. RefSeq names its product Putative glycoside hydrolase superfamily, asl1-like, glycosyl hydrolase catalytic. Gene Ontology annotation, cellular component: fungal-type cell wall. The transcript has 2 exons. The record is from RefSeq and is a predicted model, not a curated record. NCBI's taxonomy places the organism in Eukaryota, Fungi, Ascomycota, Sordariomycetes, Glomerellales, Glomerellaceae. The coding region runs from base 665 to 1627 and encodes 320 amino acids. Gene Ontology annotation, biological process: fungal-type cell wall polysaccharide metabolic process.